AUGAGGCAAUGGAGACAUGUUAGCUCAGAGCAAAGCCCGGCAGAUGAUGCAACACGAGGAGUAACCGCUUCUCAGAUGCUGGAGGAAUGUCGUUGUCCAAGGUUUAUAAGGCUACCUCCUGAGCAUUGGCCAAAGGCACCGCAGGUUGACAUGGAGCUCGAGGGCGAUCUUGAAGUGAAAGGGAACGUGACUUCACUGACCUCCAUAGUAGACAGGACCAAAGAACCCUUGCAGUCCCUGUUGGAAAAGUGCUCUUCUUGGCUCCAGCUUCAAAGAGGAAUAGCUUGGAUUCGGAGAGUUACCAACGUCUUCAAAGAUAAAACGGGAGCAGCAAAUAUCACCGAGUUAAGUGUGUCAAAGUUACGCCAAGCCAAGACAGCAAUUUUUAGAGUAAUACAGAGAGAGUGGUACCAACAAGAAAUGAGGUUCAUUGCAAAGAAAAGAUUGACACGCCCGAGUGAACUUUAUCGUUUAGACUAG
Molecule: messenger RNA, 480 nt
Organism: Homarus americanus (American lobster)
Lineage: Eukaryota; Metazoa; Arthropoda; Malacostraca; Decapoda; Nephropidae
Exons: 1
Coding region: 1-480 (159 amino acids)
Source: RefSeq, a predicted model, not a curated record